AUGUGUGCCUCUAACCGCCGAAAACCAGCUGAUACAGACCCCAGCUCAACCAACAACGAUGAUAACAACGGCGAAUCCGUCUCCGAACUGCCCACGAAUGCUGAGGACCGCGCCGCAGCAGCAGCCCUCUCCUCUCUUGAUACCGCCAACAAAACUUGCGCAUCAGAAAACGAUGCGAGUGUACCCAGCGGUGCAGUACUCCCUUCCGCAGCUGACCAGGAGGCGCUGGGUAAGGCUAUGAGUAGAUUGGAACUUAUUGCGGGGGUAGGAAAAGCUGGAGGUUCGGGUGCAGCUGGGGCCGCUGGAUCUGGGAAGAAAGAUGACAAGGCAAAGAAAAGCAAGACGGACGUUCGAGCGGAGGAGAAGGAGAAGGCGGUGAAGAAGGUGGUGAAGGUUGCGGCAGAGGAUGUUGGUCUUUUGGUGGAUCAGCUUGAUCUGACAAAGGUAAAAGCCACGGAGCUGUUGAGGUCACAUGAGGGCGAUCCGAUCAGAGCCAUUCAUGCGUAUAUUGCGCCGUCUACACCCCACUGA
Messenger RNA from Paracoccidioides brasiliensis Pb18, 531 nucleotides. RefSeq lists its product as uncharacterized. Gene Ontology annotation, biological process: protein stabilization; negative regulation of apoptotic process. The record is from RefSeq and is a predicted model, not a curated record. The transcript has 2 exons. Bases 1 to 531 code for a protein of 176 amino acids.